AUGCCUACAUCAUUCGAUGCUGAACACGGACGUUUACGUGAAGAUUCUGCUCGGGAAAGUAAUUGGAAAAGAUGGGGACCAUAUUUAGCUGAACGACAAUGGGGUACUGUUCGUGAAGAUUAUUCUGAUACGGGUGAUUGUUGGACAUAUUUUCCGCAUGAUCAUGCACGAUCACGUGCUUAUCGUUGGGGUGAAGAUGGUCUUUUAGGUUUUACUGAUCGUGAAUGUCGUUUAUGUUUUUCAUUAUCAUUAUGGAAUGAAAAAGAUUCUAUACUUAAAGAACGUUUAUUUGGUUUAACUGGACCUGAAGGAAAUCAUGGUGAAGAUGUUAAAGAACUUUAUUAUUAUCUUGAUUCAACGCCAACACAUUCUUAUUUUAAAAGUCUUUAUAAAUAUCCACAAAAUGAAUAUCCAUAUCAACAAUUAAUUGAAGAAAAUCGUUCUCGUUCAAAAGAAGAACGUGAAUAUGAAUUACUCGAUACAAAACUAUUUGAUAAUAAUGAAUAUUUCGAUAUCUCAGCUGAAUAUGCAAAAAAUUCUCCGGAUGAUAUUCUCAUUCGAAUUAAAAUUGAAAAUCGUUCAUCAAAUGAUGCACCAUUACAUCUUAUUCCAACAUUAUUUUUUCGUAAUACAUGGUCAUGGGGUUGUAAACAUGAAGGUUGUACAAUGCGUCCAAAUAUUGAACAAAAAGAUAAUGAAAAUUUUCUACGUACAAAACAUGAUACACUUGAGCCAUUUCUAUUCGAUAUUAAUACCGAUGAAAAUCAACAAAUGCCUGAAGUACUUUUUACAGAAAAUGAAACAAAUGUUCAACGGUUAUAUAAUAUCGAUAAUCCUAAACCAUAUGUUAAAGAUGCAUUUAAUGAAUAUAUUAUAAAUAAACAAAAAGAUCUUGUUAAUCCAAAACGACGUGGUACAAAAGUUGGAUUAUAUUAUCGUUUGAAUGUUAAAGCUAAAUCAUCGGCAACAAUUCGUCUUCGAUUAUAUCGUUUAUUAGAUGAUGGAAAAAUUCCAGCUAAACUUGAUUUUAAAUCUAUUGAUGAAAUAUUUGAAAAACGAAUUAAUGAAACUGAAGAAUUUUAUUCGGCGACAAUUAAUUCGAAAUUAAAUCAAGAUGAAAGAAAUAUUGUUCGACAAGCUUAUGCUGGUCUUUUACAUUCAAAACAAUUUUAUCAUUAUAUAAUCGACGAAUGGAUUGAUGGUGAUAGUGAUAUAAUGAGUGCAUCAGAAGCUCGUAAAAAAAAUAUUAGAAAUAAAGAUUGGUUACAUUUAUACUGUCGAGAUAUAAUAUCAAUGCCUGAUAAAUGGGAAUAUCCAUGGUUUGCUAGUUGGGAUUUAGCAUUUCAUGUUGUUCCAUUUGCACAUAUUGAUCCUCAUUUUGCUAAAACACAAUUAAGAUUAUUUUUACGUGAAUGGUAUAUGCAUCCAAAUGGACAAAUUCCAGCAUAUGAAUUUAAUUUUGGUGAUGUUAAUCCACCAGUUGGUGCUUGGGCAGCAUGGCGAAUAUAUAAAAUGUCGACGGAUAAAAAAGAAGAGCGUGAUCGAUCAUUUCUUGAAAGUGUUUUUCUUAAAUAUUUAAUGAAUUUUACUUGGUGGGUUAAUCGUAAAGAUCCGGAUAAUCAAAAUUUAUUUGCUGGUGGUUUUCUUGGUCUUGAUAAUAUCGGUGUAUUUGAUCGUUCUGCAAAAUUACCUGAAGGUGGUACAAUGCAUCAAUCAGAUGGUACAUCAUGGAUGUGUUUCUAUAGUUUAACAAUGUUUGCUAUUGCAAUUGAAUUAGCUGGUGGUGUCAAUGGUUCACCUGUUAUUGAAGCAUAUGAAGAUAUGGCAUCGAAAUUUUUCGAGCAUUUUGUUCAAAUUGUUGAUGCAAUGAAUGUUCAUGGUGGUACAGGUUUAUGGGAUGAAGAAGAUGGGUUCUAUUAUGAUCAAGUAAAGUGUGGUAAAACAGAUGAGAUUACUAUAUUGAAAUCACGUUCAUUAGUUGGUGUAAUGCCAUUAAUUGCUGUUUCUGUUCUUGAAGUUGAAAGAAUCGAGAAUUUACCAGGUUUUAAAAAACGUUUAGAUUGGUUUUUAAAAUAUAAACCUAGUCUUCGACAACAUAUGACUCAUCGAAAAUCAACUAAACAUGAUAGUAGUGAAGCUUAUUUACUUGCAAUACCAUCAGAAGAUCGUCUUCGUCGCAUGCUUGCAUAUAUAUUAGAUGAAAAUGAAUUUCUUUCUGAGUAUGGUUUACGUUCAUUAUCAAAAUAUCAUGACAAACAUCCAUAUGUAUUUCAUGGAUGUCAUCAAGAAGAUCAAUGUGUCAGUUAUUCACCAGGUGAAUCAAAAACGGGCAUGUUCGGAGGAAAUUCUAAUUGGCGUGGUCCAAUAUGGUUAUGUAUUAAUUAUUUAGUUAUUGAAGCACUUGAACGUUAUCAUCGUUCGUAUGGUGAUGAAUGGAAAAUCGAAUGUCCAACCGGAAGUGGAAAAUUAAUGAAUUUAAAAGAAGUAUCACAAGAACUUGCUAGACGUUUAGUGAAAAUAUUUCUAUUAGAUGAAAAUGGUAAACGACCAUGCAAUGGUGAUGAUAAGAUUUAUGAAACGGAUCCAAAUUUUCGUGAUCUAGUACUUUUUUAUGAAUAUUUUCAUGGUUGUACAGGACGUGGAUUAGGUGCUAGUCAUCAAACAGGUUGGACAGCAUUAAUUAUUCAACAUAUUGAAGAUAUUGCAAAAUUACGUAAAGAUUAA
Molecule: messenger RNA, 2724 nt
Organism: Adineta steineri
Lineage: Eukaryota; Metazoa; Rotifera; Eurotatoria; Adinetida; Adinetidae
Source: the annotation of a GenBank genome assembly